Molecule: messenger RNA, 3252 nt
Organism: Balaenoptera musculus (blue whale)
Lineage: Eukaryota; Metazoa; Chordata; Mammalia; Artiodactyla; Balaenopteridae
Gene: HEXA
Product: hexosaminidase subunit alpha
Exons: 14
Coding region: 47-1636 (529 amino acids)
Biological process (GO): glycosaminoglycan metabolic process; ganglioside catabolic process; carbohydrate metabolic process
Cellular component (GO): membrane
Molecular function (GO): beta-N-acetylhexosaminidase activity
Source: RefSeq, a predicted model, not a curated record
GGUGUCACGUGGCUCGGCUCGCUGGGAGAGAGGAGACCGGCGGGCCAUGGUAGGCUCCACGCUCUGGUUUUCGCUGCUGCUGGCGGCAGCGUUCGCCGGGCGGGCGACGGCCCUGUGGCCAUGGCCCCAGUACAUUCAAACCUCCGAGCGGCGCUACACCAUCUUCCCUCACAGCUUCCAAUUCCAGUACCACGUCAGUUCGGCCGCGCAGGUGGGCUGCUCCGUCCUCGACGAGGCCUUCCAACGCUACCGUGACCUGCUCUUCGGUUCCGUGUCCUUCCACUUUCCCCAACCCAUGGGAAAACAGCAUACGUCAGAGAAGAAUUCGUUGGUUAUCCUUGUCGUCACUCCUGGAUGUGACCAGUUUCCUUCUUUGGAGUCUGUGGAGAAUUACACCCUGACCGUAAAUGAUGAGCAGUGUUUCCUCCUUUCAGAGACUGUCUGGGGCGCCCUCCGAGGUCUGGAGACUUUUAGCCAGCUUGUUCAGAGAUCUCCUGAGGGCACGUUCUAUAUCAACAAGACGGAGAUUGAGGACUUCCCCCGCUUCCCUCACCGGGGCUUGUUGUUGGAUACGUCUCGCCAUUACCUGCCACUGGCUAGCAUCCUGGACACUCUGGAUGUCAUGGCGUACAAUAAAUUCAACGUGUUCCACUGGCAUCUGGUCGAUGACUCUUCCUUCCCAUAUGAGAGCUUCACUUUUCCAGACCUCACCAAAAAGGGGUCCUACAACCCUGCCACCCACAUCUACACAGCACAGGAUGUGAAGGAGGUGAUUGAAUAUGCGCGGCUUCGGGGUAUCCGUGUGUUGGCAGAGUUCGACACUCCUGGCCACACUCUGUCAUGGGGACCAGGUGUCCCUGGAUUAUUAACUCCUUGCUACUCUGGGUCUCACCCUUCUGGCACCUUUGGGCCAGUGAAUCCCGCUCUCAACAAUACCUAUGAGUUCAUGAGCACCUUCUUCUUGGAGAUCAGCUCUGUCUUCCCAGAUUUUUAUCUUCACCUUGGAGGAGAUGAGGUUGAUUUCACCUGCUGGAAGUCCAACCCAGAUAUCCAGGCCUUUAUGAAGAAGAAGGGCUUUGGUGAGGACUUCAAGAAGCUGGAGUCCUUCUACAUCCAGACGCUGCUGGACAUCGUCUCUGCCUACGGCAAGGGCUACGUGGUGUGGCAGGAGGUGUUUGAUAAUAAAGUAAAGGUUCAGCCAGACACAGUCAUCCAGGUAUGGCGAGAAGAGAUGCCUGUAAGGUACAUGAAGGAGAUGGAACUGGUCACCAGUGCCGGCUUCCGGGCCCUGCUCUCUGCCCCCUGGUACCUGAACCACAUAACUUAUGGCCCUGACUGGAAGAAGAUCUACAUGGUGGAGCCACUGGCAUUUGAAGGUAGCCCUGAACAGAAGGCUCUGGUGAUCGGCGGAGAGGCCUGUAUGUGGGGAGAGUAUGUGGACAGCACCAACCUGGUCCCCAGGCUCUGGCCUAGAGCAGGGGCUGUUGCCGAGAGGCUGUGGAGCAACAAGACGGUGACCGACCUGGACUUUGCCUAUAAACGUUUGGCACCCUUCCGCUGUGAGCUGCUGAGGCGGGGUGUCCAGGCCCAGCCCCUCAGCGUAGGCUACUGUGACGUGGAGUUUGAACAAACCUGAGCAAGUACCCCAGGCACCGAGGAGGGUGCUGGCCCUAGGAGAGCGGUAGCGGGGCCAGGCUUCCACUGUACCCCACCCGGGGGACGGGGCCCCUUGCCCACAUUCCUGUGUGCCUGGAGACAAGGGGGCUGGUGUUGGUACUGGUGUCCAAUAAAGAGUGAUGUGGCAUUUUUCUAUAAUGAAUGUGGAUUACCUGUGUGAAAAAAAAGUGAGUGGCCCUAGGGUAAGGGAGCUGCCAGAACUGGCCUUCUGCCCCUGAGGGUGAUAGGGCUCAGCAGAGCCCAGCCAGGUUGGGCUCAGUAUCUGCCCCUGGAGGGAUCUUAUAAGUUGAGGGCUGGGAAUGAAACCCAUAGCCUUUGUGCUGUCCUGCUCUGCCUGAGUUAUGAUGCCUCUCCAACCCCACACAUAGUCCAGACACAUACCCCAUCCUUAGACUCAUCACUUAGCCCUCCAAGGCUUCUGUAUACAGAAGACACCAUAGGGGACCAAAGAAGUUCUGGGAAGCCGCAGGGGCUCCAGCCCCAACCUGGUCACAGAAUAGCCCCUCCCCCAUGCAUACUCACAAACUUCCCUCCCCUAGAGCUUUUCUUCUGCUUUGGGUUUCUUGUUACUUCAAUUGCAUGCAAACAUUAUUAAAUAUUGAACACAUACUAUGGUCUUGGCACUGUGGUAGGUGCCAAGAAUUUGAAGAACUUAGUCCCCAGAGGCCCUGGUCAACUCCCCAAAAUGGCAGCAACUUCCACCCCUCCUCCCACCCAUUUUCAGUCCGAUAGCAUCUUCUCAGAGAAUUGAUGGCACAGCUGAGACCAUGAGAGGGAAGCCUCUGGAGGACCAAGAGGUGGGCAUGUGGCUCUGGAAGAGUGUCUUUGCGUAAGUUGACCAGUUUUCCUCAGGAGGAACUGCCUCAUCGUGGACCCAUACUGCCCCCUAGUGGUUUCAUGUUCACAAGUGACAGUGCAGCCCAGAGGCUGGGCAGUAGUGGACAGCAGCUGUUUUAGAUGAGGAUUUCUUUGACCAUUUUUUUUCUUUUACCUGGUCCUAGUCUGGAAGGACAAAGGAGAGGUCCCAGGCAUUUCUUUCAGAAAGUUUCCAAUCUAGUGGAUACAGAAACUUGGGGAAGGUAGGCCUGAGAAGGGAUCUCAGUAAAAUUUGGUCCUUAAAUAGCAUCCUUCAGUCCCUUGAUCAAGUCCCCUUUGGGGACUUGGUUGGACAUACACCAGCCUGGCCUUCUUGCACUGUUACCAUAGGGGCAGGUUGGGCACCUUCUACCUGCAGAAUCCUCUAGGGAAAGGGUAUUCACACAGCCCAGAUAAGCCGAGCCCAGGGCUCUGGCCUGGAGAGACACGAGUUAAGGCUCUACUAUCUGUCCCCACCAAAGCAGCACCCUUACUCUCUAUUACCUGGAGAAGCCUUUGGGGUAGUCCCAGGCAAGGACCCUGCAGAAAUGCUGCUAUACUUCAAGUGCCCCUGCUUCCUUCCUGAUCAUAACUGGAAUAUUGCUAUUGUUUGGGAUAAUGUUAAAUAAAAAGAUCAGACACUAAAUUGUAAGUCUCAAGUCAAUGAAGGAAGAGACCAUGAAAACACUUGUAUUAAAGCAGUAAAGGUCUAUGAUUUCU